AUGGACAUUACGCAAAUCCGUGAUUGGGCCUUUAUACCUGGACUUCCUGACGACACUGGGCCGAUCCGUGCUCUGCUCCAUACCUACAGCAACAUUCCUCAAGAUGAGAUAGAUCAGCAUCUUCUUCGUAUUAGAGAAGAGGCCUGGAAGGUUACGAAAUUCCCGUGCAUUGGCAGAUGGAAAUUUCUCCGUCUUACUGACACCUCAGAUGCUUGCUAUCGCCAGGUCCUCUUCCGACUUCGUCUUCCAAAAUCAAGGGACGCUCUCCUAGACCUUGGCUGCUGUGUUGGACAAGCACUGAGGCAGUUCCAUGCUGAUGGCGUCGACAGCUCACAGCUCUUUGGGAUUGAUAUCGAGCCCAGGCUGAUAGACAUUGGUUAUGAUUUAUUCAACGAUAGAGACCAAUUCAAAGCUACAUUUGUGAUCGGGGACAUGGCUGAUCCUGAUGAUAAGCGCCCUUUACAACUUCAGGGAAUGGUCACCAUGAUCCACGCCGAUAGCUUCUUUCACCUCUUCAAUUGGACCCAACAGCUCUACAUCGGGUGCCGCCUGGUCGCAUUCUUAAAACAGGGGACUAAGAACGCAUUGAUAUAUGGAAGGCAGGCGGGGAUAAAGGAUGUCUGCUCACCCGCAGAUGAAAUCCCAUAUCUUCACAGCCAAGCCAGCUUCCAGCGUUUGUGGGACGAAAUUGGAAAAAUGACCAGGACAAAGUGGAAGGUUGAAAUUAGCUUUGAAGACGACAUUGACCCGUUUCCAGGCAUUGCUAUCGAAGUAGCUGCUAUUAGUUUCACAAUAUACCAGAUAGCAUGA
Molecule: messenger RNA, 810 nt
Organism: Clonostachys rhizophaga
Lineage: Eukaryota; Fungi; Ascomycota; Sordariomycetes; Hypocreales; Bionectriaceae
Source: the annotation of a GenBank genome assembly